CUGGUUCUUCCUCUGCAGACCAGGAAGUAGCUGUUAUGGAGUCUAUAUGAUACAGUGCUGUGCGGAACAGGAUUUUUGACUGAUUGAGCUGCAUAAAUAAGUGGCAACAAGAGUUUAGCGGUUUUGCAGUUGAAGGCUCUCGCAGAUCCAGCCAUGCUCUCCCGUCUCCUGAAAGAGCACCAGGCCAAGCAGAACGAGAGGAAGGAGCUACAAGAGAAAAGAAGAAAGGAGGCUAUUGCUGCAGCUACGUCAUUAACAGAGGCGCUGGUAGACCAUCUAAAUGUGGGUGUCGCACAAGCUUAUGUAAACCAACGGAAACUGGACCAUGAGGUAAAGACUCUUCAGAUACAAGCUGCGCAGUUUGCAAAGCAGACAACACAAUGGAUCAGUUUGGUGGAGAACUUUAAUCAGGCCCUAAAGGAGAUCGGUGAUGUUGAGAACUGGGCGAGAAGCAUUGAAAAAGACAUGCGCAUAAUAGCAACUGCUUUGGAAUAUGUAUAUAAAGGACAACUUCAGACUUCUGCUUCCUGAUUGGUUUCAGAAUAAAGACUGAGCUACAGAUCAUCAGUAUCUAACAGUGUUUCAGCUGAAAAGCCUCACUGUGCAUUAUUUCACAUAUAAAUGUCGCCAUUCCUUGUAUUGCAUUGUAAGGCCGCACAUUACUGCCUUGUCUGCAGCUAAUGGAACAGCUAAACUUCAAUUCCUACGUAAUAUUUAAAUAUAAGAAAAUGCAGCAGUGCCAAAUUCUGCUUGUAAUAUUCUGGCCACACCGUUGUGCUAUGCACCAUUUUAUCAGUGUUAUUGCAGUAGUAAAUCCUGAUCAUCUCUGGCCUUUCUCUAAGGGCAUUGUAGGAAAUGCAUAUUUGUUGUAAAGUUUUUGCUGAAUCCCACUAUUUAAGAACCUUGUCCUUUUGGUAUUUAGUUUGAUUUUUUUUAUGCAUAUGGCUUAAGAGCAUUUUAUAAUAGUAGAACUUUAAUAUGUGUUUAUACUAUUGAAAUAAACUCUGAUAAUUAAGCCUUUAUGUUUAGAGACACUAAAUUCCUUUGCUUGUGUUGAACAAUUUGUUAAUUAAUAACCCAGUGUUACAUGGAUCUGUUGCACUGAAGCUUUAAGUAAUGUCAUGAGUGGGAUUUCAUGGAGAUGACUCUGUAAAUGAAUAUAAAUAAAUAUGUGCUAUACAUUUACACAUAUACUACUCCACUGCAUUUGUCCACUCCAGAAAACUGGUUAAUGCCAAAGAACCGAGUUAGCAAAUAUGUUGACCAAUAAUACGUCUUCCCCCAAUUGCUAAACACAGUAUAUAGUAGGUUGUUUAAGGUUACCUUAGUCAUUUGCACUAAAUUUUCUCUUACAGUACUUUUUUUGUCAGAGUUUUUAAAAUUUACUUAAAGGCACAGUAACUCUGCAAUUUAUUUCCUAGUAAAAUGUUCAGUUUUGUAUAGUUACAAAAAAAAAUCUCUUCAAUACCCUUUCAUUGUUUAUUUUCCCUGCUUUUCCUGUAAUUUAACGCAGACUAUUGUACUGUUUCCAUUCUACCUAGAGAGGCUGGAGUGCAUUCUGUAGAAUUCAGAACCUACAUGCUUCACAGUGAUUGGUUGGUAGGUGGAGGUGCUUGUUUAUAUAAAUUCCUAUUGGCCAAAGCGAAGGAAAUAAGAAACAAAGUAGCUUUUCAGGGGGUGUGUCUUGACUCUGCAAAACUGCAUACAGUUUCAAAAUGUUGUAUUCAGAUCUUUUGCAAUGCAGUGAACAAUUUCUGAUGUAUUGAUAGAAAAUUACAUUACUAUCUCUUUAAAUGCAUUGUAAUAGAAUACAUCUUAAACAAAAAUCCUUGUUUACUUACUUUAUGGUUUAUUGCUCUUCUGUAUAUCUAUACAAACUUCUAUAUAAACUUUUCUAACAUCAGAA
This is a messenger RNA of Bombina bombina (fire-bellied toad), 1906 nucleotides long. RefSeq names its product biogenesis of lysosomal organelles complex 1 subunit 1 (gene BLOC1S1). Bases 154 to 531 code for a protein of 125 amino acids. Gene Ontology annotation, cellular component: BLOC-1 complex. The record is from RefSeq and is a predicted model, not a curated record. Lineage: Eukaryota; Metazoa; Chordata; Amphibia; Anura; Bombinatoridae. Gene Ontology annotation, biological process: endosomal transport. The transcript has 5 exons.